UGCACCGCGGGCGCCGGCUGGGGGCGAGCAGACCUCGAGCAGCAGUAGCCGCCGCCGCCGCCUCCGCCGCCGCAGCCGUUGCGACCGUAUCAGCGGAGUUCAGAGGGCCAGGCGGCGGGAGGCUUCCUCACACGGGGGCUGAGAUGUCGUCCACCGCGGCUUUUUACCUCCUCUCCACCCUGGGAGGGUACUUGGUGACUUCAUUCUUGUUGCUCAAAUACCCGACCUUGCUGCACCAGAGAAAGAAGCAACGAUUCCUCAGUAAACACAUCUCUCACCGCGGAGGUGCUGGAGAAAAUUUGGAGAAUACAAUGGCAGCUUUUCAACAUGCAGUUACAAUUGGAACUGAUAUGUUGGAAUUGGAUUGCCAUAUCACAAAAGAUGAGCAAGUUGUAGUGUCACAUGAUGAGAACCUAAAGAGAUCAACAGGGGUCAAUGUAAACAUCUCUGAUCUCAAGUACUGUGAACUCCCACCUUACCUUGGCAAACUGGAUGUCUCGUUUCAAAAAGCAUGCCAAUGUGAAGGAAAAGAUAACCGAAUUCCAUUACUGAAGGAAGUUUUUGAGGCCUUUCCUAACACUCCCAUUAACAUCGAUAUCAAAGUCAACAACAAUUUGCUGAUUAAGAAGGUUUCAGAAUUGGUCAAGCAGUACAGACGAGAACACAUAACAGUGUGGGGUAACGCCAGCUAUGAAAUUGUAGAAAAGUGCUACAAAGAGAAUUCGGAAAUUGCUAUACUCUUCAGUUUACAACGUGUUCUGCUCAUUCUUGGCCUGUUCUUCACUGGCCUCUUGCCCUUUGUGCCCAUUCGAGAACAGUUUUUUGAAAUCCCAAUGCCUUCUAUCAUAUUGAAGCUGAAAGAACCACACACCAUGUCCAGAAGUCAGAAGUUUCUCAUCUGGCUUUCUGAUAUUUUACUAAUGAGAAAAGCUUUGUUUGACCACCUCACUGCCCGAGGCAUUCAGAAUAGAGAAGGAGGUAGUCAGAAGCAUUCAAAGAAAACAUGGAAAGACCUAAGAAAAAAUUUUUUCAUUAUUUCCCCAAGCCAUUUCCAGAAUGGUAAAAGGUUUAAUCAGUUAAGUGUUUAUUACCUCAUUUUUAAGCCUGUCUGAGAAUGUAGAAACUAUAUAUUGUAUAUUUAUUUUAAACAAUAUUGCAUAUUUUACAUUUGUAAAUUGUUUAGAAAGAUAAUUGUUUAUGAGAUGUAAGUAGAAGAUUAUUGAUCAAGAUUUCUGUAUUUGAUGCAGUAUUCUACUAUCAUAAGUAAUUCUGAAAUCAAAGGCUGUUGGAUAAAUUUGACGUUAGCCUUCACUGGGAUAAGAUCAACUAAUUAGUAAGACAGAAUUAAUGAAGGUCAUUACAGCUAUUCAAGUUGUCUCAUUAUUUCUAGGUACACCUUAGUUAAAGGGGAAAAAUAUUGUGGAAAGAGAGCUUGGAAAGCAGUGAUGUAAUUAUCUGACAAGUUGUACAUUGUUAACAGAGGCAGGCUCAAAGAAAUACCUGAAAGUUUGUUACAUGAUCAGAAAUAAAAUCUGUAGACUGAAUUUGAA
Messenger RNA from Dama dama (fallow deer), 1550 nucleotides. It is a transcript of the gene GDPD1, whose product is annotated as glycerophosphodiester phosphodiesterase domain containing 1. The record is from RefSeq and is a predicted model, not a curated record. Gene Ontology annotation, cellular component: endoplasmic reticulum membrane. Bases 144 to 1112 code for a protein of 322 amino acids. Lineage: Eukaryota; Metazoa; Chordata; Mammalia; Artiodactyla; Cervidae. Gene Ontology annotation, molecular function: phosphoric diester hydrolase activity; phosphatidylcholine lysophospholipase A1 activity. The transcript is spliced from 10 exons. Gene Ontology annotation, biological process: N-acylethanolamine metabolic process; glycerophospholipid catabolic process.